Eremothecium cymbalariae DBVPG#7215 is the source of this 612-nucleotide messenger RNA. RefSeq names its product Mso1p (gene MSO1). The transcript has a single exon. NCBI's taxonomy places the organism in Eukaryota, Fungi, Ascomycota, Saccharomycetes, Saccharomycetales, Saccharomycetaceae. Bases 1 to 612 code for a protein of 203 amino acids. The record is from RefSeq and is a predicted model, not a curated record.
AUGGCAACACAGAGCCGUUCAGAUAUAUGGAAUAAAUUCAAGUCUUCCACAAAGUCUUUAUCAUCUUCUUUAUCGCAACUAUCUAUCAAAGCGGAGAAAGAUGGAGAUACACCUACGACUACUUUAAUACACCGGGCAUUUGUAAAGUACUACAAGAAACAAGAACCAUUUCAAGGUUACCCAGAUUGGUUGGGCCAUACAGAGGAUAAUUCAGACGAACAGACAAUACUAAGUGCGAACAACUCUAGCCCAGGACAAUCGUUAGGUAGUGCAGACAGUGGCACUAGAACAACAGCUGGGAUGGCCUUUCAAAAAAUAUACAAUAGUGUUCAAGCGAAAAAAUCUUUCGGUGACCAAACUGGAAACAACAGUAAUUCUAUGAGGUAUAACACUGUUAAUUCACGUUCUACAGGCCAAUUAUCAGGCGCUGGGAACCAUGGUGCAACGUGGGGUAUUCAGCGUCAGCAAACAUUCGGGAAUGACAGGUCUCAAUCUGCUGACGUAGAUAAUGUGGUGACCAGCAGUCAACCCGCGGAAUCACGCAUACAAUCACAACUGAUGCGUGAACGAAUGAAAAGAAGCAUGACCAGGCGUGGAACGUUUGAGGUAUGA